AUGCAAGAUAUUGUAACAGAAAAAUGUUUCAUUUUCAGUGUGAUACACCCUACAAAGAUGUUCUGCGGCAUGAUAGCAGUGGGUCUAGCCUUUGGACUUUUCUACUAUCUGACAAAUAAUAAACAACCAGCUGUUGCAUUCAAGAAGGACCACCCCAUAAUUUCUCUUAUAAUCCUCAUUCUUGGAGUGUAUUUCAUUGUUUACUUGCUGGGAUCUGUUGUGGUGUUUCUCAUGGGAAUCCUUUUACCUAUUAUGGUGAUCUUUGUGCACGCUUCCAUGAGACUCCGCAACCUGAAGAAUAAGCUGAUGAAUAAGGUUGAGUAUCUGGGGCUCAAGCGCACUCCAAUGGGUGUGAUCCUUGAUGCAUUAGGCCUGGAGCAGGACUUCCUCAUGUCCAAAUUGAAUCUUGACGGGAGUUUCAAAUUGCUCGACUCUUUCAUCAAGAGACCUGAGAUGAUCAACUCCAGAAGUUAGCCUCUGCAUGAUUAUCUGCUUUCAUCCCCAAAUAAUUUAGCAUCCUUAACUAUGAUUGGUAAUAAACGAGCAUUACUUUUCUGUAUCAGACGUGCUUAAUAAUGCUUCAUUAUUAAAAAUUUACUUGUAGCUUGCCUGCGCUUAAAUUAAACUUUAAAUAAAUACCUGUAUUGCAAUAUGUUUUUCCUUAAACUUGCAUAUAAUUUUUGAGAUAAAGGCUCUUGAUGCAAUCACAGUCUUAGUGUUGUGAUGAUUGUAGUUCAUCUUGUAUUUUUUUAAGUUUAAUUUACAUCAUUUGAUAUUAGUAAUAUCUGUGUUAGAUUCAUAUCUUAUACUGUAUUGACAAAAGUAAUGCAGGUAAGGUGAUUUUUGUUAACCAGCUUA
Cherax quadricarinatus is the source of this 858-nucleotide messenger RNA. NCBI's taxonomy places the organism in Eukaryota, Metazoa, Arthropoda, Malacostraca, Decapoda, Parastacidae. The record is from RefSeq and is a predicted model, not a curated record.